AUGGGUACACCAGGGGAUGAUGGCAGGGAUAUCAAUCCUAAUCACCAUAAUGAAAAUGAUCACAUUAAUCAGACUCAGUUAGAAUAUGGAAAUACAACAAAUAAAGAAGAUAAUCUUGAGGGUUAUCAUCGAAAUUCGAAUAAACAAAAAUAUGAACCAAGUGAUAGAAAACAACGUCAACUUGAUUCAUUUCCACCUUUUCGUAUUACGAUAAAAGAUUGUCAGUAUCCAAUACAAGAUAUCGCCAUCAUCAAAGAUAUGAAUAGAAAGUGUAAAUUAAAUCUUACAUAUGGUCGUAUGUCAUCAAAAAGUAAUCGCUGCUACCUACUUUAUUGUAACACGUCGAUGCAAUUUGAAUAUCUGUUGGAGAAAGCAAAAUGGCCAGAUAAAAUAUGUGAUUUGGAAUAUACUUUUGAAACACCUCGAAUAAUUCCCUCAUCAUACUCUAGUUAUAAUACGUAUUGGGAGAAAGGAACAAACAAUUUUGGAGGUGUUUUAAUAGCGGUGCACCGUUCUAUAUCGGUUCAGAAGGUAGAUAUAUUUCAACAUCUGCCCAAUGUAAUUGUUCUUGAUAUUGGUACAACUGCAGAUAAAUUUCAACUAGCAACAUGUUAUUCUCCUCCAAACGAAAAUCUACCUAUAUCUUUGUUUGAUAAAAUCUUGAAACGAAAUAUAAAUACCGCUUUACUUGGUGAUUUUAAUGCUAAACAUCAAUCAUGGUCCAGUACAAUUGAUAACCAUAAGGAACGAGUUCUUUUCAAUUGGUUGUCAAUAAAUGCACUAGUUGUCGUCAAUAAGUGUGUACCAACAUCUACUCGUUCAAAUGCAACGAUUGAUUUAAUCUUAGCUCCUACACAUAUGAUAGCAUCAACAUCUUCAUUUUGUGUUUUCCCUUCCAUCGGCAGUAAUCAUUUUCCUGUCUUAUUGAUACCGACAAACAAAUUACAUAAACGUGAUUGUCUUUAUCCGAUAAAACGUACAUAUUGGACAUUAUUUAAAUUAUUCCUAGUAUUUACCUUUUCCUUUUGGAAUGAUCUGUCUUCUAAAACUGAUGAUACUAUGCAUUUUUUCAGUACAUAUGAACGUUUUCUGGCAUUGUUGGCGUCUAGGUUAACUUAUGUAUCUUAUUGCAACGAAUACAAGCCAUCACUACCACCUCAUAUAAUUAAUCUAAUGCAAUAA
Rotaria sp. Silwood2 is the source of this 1182-nucleotide messenger RNA. Lineage: Eukaryota; Metazoa; Rotifera; Eurotatoria; Philodinida; Philodinidae. The record is from the annotation of a GenBank genome assembly.